Messenger RNA from Porites lobata, 312 nucleotides. The record is from the annotation of a GenBank genome assembly. Lineage: Eukaryota; Metazoa; Cnidaria; Anthozoa; Scleractinia; Poritidae.
AUGCACGAGGCGCUUAAGGAACGGCCUGUCAAAGGAACAACAGCGGCUGUAGCCAUUUUGGAUGAGUCAUCCAAAAUUCUUGAGGUUCAGAAGAUAAAACAACUUAGUGAGUUGCACAACUUUAGAUACGAAGAGAGUGGGAUAAGAGUGUGGAAAGCUUACGCUGUUGGGGUCGGAAGGCUUAUCCCUUGGCAAUCUUUGCACAUACGGAAACCAGGGCUGCACACAUAUAUCAUUAAUGGAGGGAAAAGGAUUCUUCACCAACACAGAAAUAAGAGACCUUCAUCGCCCAAGAAAGUGUCAAGCAACUAA